Messenger RNA from Schistosoma haematobium, 1538 nucleotides. Its product is annotated as Serine/threonine-protein phosphatase 2A regulatory subunit B'' subunit gamma. Gene Ontology annotation, biological process: T cell homeostasis; regulation of dephosphorylation; positive regulation of B cell differentiation. NCBI's taxonomy places the organism in Eukaryota, Metazoa, Platyhelminthes, Trematoda, Strigeidida, Schistosomatidae. The transcript has 9 exons. Gene Ontology annotation, cellular component: centrosome; spindle. The record is from RefSeq and is a predicted model, not a curated record. The annotation marks the transcript as partial.
CACAUAUCAGUAACGGUUUCCUAUAUCUCUUUUUAUCGUCUUCGUCUCCCUUCUUAUUCCUUCAUUUCCGUUUUCCUACACACUACCAACUUAUUUACUUACGCAUUAUUCUUGAAAUAACAGUAUCCUCUUGACACUCAAACUACCACUUUGUUACUUUCGCAGUGCAUCUAACCAGUCUUCUACAUGGUAAUGUGAUAGCUGUUUGAAUCCAGAAACCCUGGUGACAUAGGACAAACGCACUCGACAUACAAGACAUACAAAUCCACAGAUAAUUAACGAACAAACUAGAAUAGGGGCAACCGAGUGGCUAGACUAUCAUACACCUGGAACUGUACCAAAAUAACAGAAAACGAGCGCAAAGAAAUCAGUCGGUUUAUACAAGCUACAUGGUAUUGGAUUCGGCAAUGAAGAAUAAGGAGUAAGUAAUGGAAGAAGAAGGGUGGAAUAUUUUGAACAUGUUUUGACUGACCUCAGACAAAGGAACAUUGAAAAUUAUUUACUGUUUGGGGUAAAACCUUGGCGGUGACCGCGGAUAGGAUAAAUUUGACCUUGUCCAGAGGACAAACUAGAUUAUCUGAUGCCGACUAAACAAUAUGUCUGUUUAAAGCCUUUCUACCGUUGAAUGUCAUCCAUUGUAACUACCAGGCGUUAAAAUGUCAAGUGUAAACCUACAUAGUGAUUUAUUCCUGCAUUAUUAUAAAGCGUGGGGUGGAGUUGAAGAUUAUGAAUCAGAGAACUUAGGGAUACCAGAUUUUUUUCAACGUGUACCACAAGAUAACGAGAUUUUACCUGCGAAAUUACGGGAGGAUGCUAGGUCUGCUUUGUUGGAGAGAAAAAGUUUGAGAUUGUUGUCUAAUGUUGAACUUCAAGAGUUUUGGUAUCUUUUGGAACGCUAUCAUUCACCUCCUACAGUUAAUGGUGAAAAAUUCAUGGACUAUGAGAAUUUUCGCAAGGCAUCUAAAGAAGCAUCUCCCAAGGCAAAGCAAUAUUUCACAGCAGCUACAUUUGUAAAAUUACUUCGUGAAGAUGAAGUUUUGUCACGUAUUAAUAUCUUGACAUUUUUCAAUUAUGUCAUGAAGAAAGUAUGGUUGCAACAAACCCAUGUUGGGAUAUCUCUUUAUGAUGUGUGCGGUGAAGGUUAUUUGAGAGAGACAGAUUUGGAAAACUAUAUGUUGGAACUUAUCCCUACUUUGUGUCAGCUAUCAGAUUUGGAGCCAACGUUCCAAACAUUCUAUGUAUGCACGGCUGUACGAAAGUUCUUCUUUUUCCUUGAUCCUUUACGUUCGGGUCGUGUGCGUAUCACCGACAUUUUAGCUAGUGGAUUUCUAGACUCUAUGCUUGAAUUACGUGAAGUAUCUACAUCAGAGGCACAAUUAGCCGCUAAUUGGUUUAGUCAUCAAUCAGCUGUACGUGUUUACGGUAGCUAUUUGCUCUUAGAUGAAGACCGAAAUGGCUUGUUAACACGCAGUGAAUUAUCACGAUUUGGAAAUGGUACAUUGACCGACGUAUUUCUCGAUCGUGUAUUUCAAGAAUGU